CACACAGUUCGUGAGAUAUAAUCUCAAUCCCAAGAUGGUCCGAGAGGACCUGAUCGAGGGAGCUGUAAGCUUCCUCCAGGAUCCGUCCGUCGCAAACGCACCGAUCGAACAGCGUAUCGCCUUUCUCCGCUCCAAGAACCUGACUCAAGACGAAAUCGACACUUCUCUCGCCCGCGUCGGACAGUCUCCCGCAUCCUCCCAGCCACCAGUAGCAUAUCGACAACCCCAGCAGUACAACAACACAGGAUACCAACCCGCACAACAAGGAUACCCUCCGCAAUGGCAACAGCCGCCUCCAGAGCCUCCUCAUCGGGACUGGCGUGAUUACUUCAUAGCAGCGACGGUCUUUGGUGGCGCAGGAUAUGCUCUGUACUGGACGGCGAAGCGUUACAUCUACCCUCUCAUCUCGCCGCCGACACCCGCCCAGAUCGAGCAAGACAAAUCUUCGAUUGACGCAUCCUUCGACAAAGCCUUCGCUCUGCUCGAUCAGUUGGCAACAGAUACGCAGGAGUUGAAGUCCAAUGAGGCGGCUCGGAAAGAAAGAUUAGACAGUGCGUUGGGAGAGGUGGAGGGUGUGGUCGGAAGGAUGAAGGCUGCGAACGAAGAUCGGGAGCUCGAAUCGAAGCGAAUUGCAAAGGAGAUUGGAGACAUCAGGGAUAGCAUACCGAAGGCGCUGGAGAAGGAGAAGGCUGCUACCGAGGAGCGCUUGAAGGAGUUGGUGGCGGAGGUAAAGAGCUUGAAGACGCUCGUUGCGAACCGCAUGCAGGGCGGUGGCGCGCCGCCGGCGAGGUCUACGCCGUCUUUCUCCUCCGCAAGGCCGGCCACUGAUGCUCCUACCGUAAAUGGAACUGGUGCUAUACCGUCGUCCGCGGAGAAUGGUGCCCUGGAGACAAACGGCACGGCCGCUCAGUCCUCACCAUACACUGCUCCAGUCCGUCUGCUCGGUGGCAAGGCCGCCAUCCCGAGCUGGCAAUUAGCUGCGAAGAAGAAGAGCGAAGAUGCGAAAGCUGCAGAGGCGGGAUCGGCAGCGGUGCCAAAUGGACAGAACGUACAGGAGAGCGGGACUGUUAGCGAGAGCACAGAGGCCGCGGCAUGAAUGGGCGGUAGUCGGGAAUGAUGAGGCAUUUGGGUCAUCUUCGUGGUAUGUAUUCUGUACGAGCACAUGAAAUG
Zymoseptoria tritici IPO323 is the source of this 1170-nucleotide messenger RNA. RefSeq lists its product as uncharacterized. The record is from RefSeq and is a predicted model, not a curated record. Bases 35 to 1096 code for a protein of 353 amino acids. Lineage: Eukaryota; Fungi; Ascomycota; Dothideomycetes; Mycosphaerellales; Mycosphaerellaceae. The transcript has 3 exons. Gene Ontology annotation, cellular component: peroxisomal membrane; peroxisomal importomer complex. Gene Ontology annotation, biological process: protein import into peroxisome matrix, docking. Gene Ontology annotation, molecular function: signaling receptor binding.